This is a messenger RNA of Passer domesticus (house sparrow), 1121 nucleotides long. RefSeq names its product DNA damage inducible transcript 4 (gene DDIT4). The coding region runs from base 64 to 642 and encodes 192 amino acids. Gene Ontology annotation, molecular function: 14-3-3 protein binding. Lineage: Eukaryota; Metazoa; Chordata; Aves; Passeriformes; Passeridae. The record is from RefSeq and is a predicted model, not a curated record. Gene Ontology annotation, biological process: apoptotic process; negative regulation of TOR signaling; response to hypoxia. Gene Ontology annotation, cellular component: cytoplasm. The transcript is spliced from 2 exons.
CACGGGCGGAGCGGGCAGAGCGGCGGCGGAGCCGGCCCGAGAGGGUGCGCUGUGUGCGGAGCCAUGCCCGGGCUGUGGGAGCGGCUGGCGGGCGGCGAGCGGGGCCGCCUGGAGACCUCCGACUGCGAGUCCCUGGGCAGCGCCUCCGGCUCGGAGGGAGAUGCCGAGUACGCCGAGGGUGUCUCCCUGCCGGACAUGGACCUGGAGCUGCUGCACGACCCCGAGGACGAGCUGCUGUGCGCCAGCCUGCUGGACGUGGUGCAGGCGGCGCUGGGCCGGGCCCCGCUGGGCGCCCGGCGCUGCUGGCGGCUGCUGAUGCCGGCGCAGCUGCAGGCGCAGGUGCGGGCGGAGCUGCUGCGCCUGGCGUGCAGCGAGCCCUGCGGGCUGCGCGGCGCCCUGCUGGACCUGUGCGUGGAGCACGGCAAGGCCUGCCACGACGUGGGGCGCAUCGCCGCCGACCCCGCCGUGGUGCCCACCUUCCAGCUCACCCUGGUGCUGCGCCUGGACUCCCGCCUCUGGCCCAAGAUCCAGGGACUGUUCGCCUCGGGGCCGGCCUUCGCGCCGCUGAAGCUGAGCACGGGCUUCAGGGUGAUGAAGAAGAAGCUGUACAGCUCCGAGCAGCUGCUCGUCGAGGAGUGCUGAGCGCCGCGCCGGAGCAGCCACUUGCCGAGCGCUGCGGAGAGCCGGGCGGCUCCCGGCAGCCGCUGUAGUUUGGGUUAGGCUGGACUAGGCUGUAGGUGCAGCAGCCGGGGCAGGCCGGGUCCCCGUGGGGAGAGGCCGCUUCCCGCCCGGCAUGGCUCGGGACCAGCCCGGGCACCGCGCUCCGGGGGCGGCAGCGGGGCUGCCGGCUCCUGAUGGAUCACGGGGGUUUGUAAACCAGGAUUGUAAUCAAUGGGGUCUCGGGGAGGGGAGCGUGGCAGUGAGGGGGUCUGGAUCAAAGGCUGGAAUUGUGUCUUUGAUCAGGAGAGGGCCGGAGGGCAGGACCCCCGGCCCUGACACACCGGGGGCACUUCGUUGGUUACAGUUUACACUCAUACACUUGAUGUUCAAGUGCGAGAAUUCCUAUGCAAUCGUUUCGGGUGGUUUUGUACUUUUCUAAUAAAACUUGUCUUGAUUGAUAA